AGAUAAGAAAAUGCAACGGUUCAGGUCUGAUUUCAUAUUGUUAGGAUAACCGAUAGGAGAUCAUUCCCACAAAUGGAAAAUAGGACUUAAAAACUGUUUGCAGUUCCGGAAGGGGAGGUUGAGGGAUUGUUCCAAUGGCUCAAUGAUUUGUCAAACAUCAGUCCUCAAGGAUGCCAGGUUCUUCGCCCUCCACUUUCCCAUAGUGCGUUUUCCUUUCUCCCACAGAGAUAUAAUAGAAACUAAUCUUCAAAAUCUAAACAUUCCGAGCCGGGUCCUUUUGUGCAGGCAUCUUGCUCUCUCUGCCCAGUGCCGGGAGCCGCGGAGCGCGCUCGUAUUUACACUGGCCAGCCCCCCGCUGCUCGGACCCCGGCCGGCAGACAGGCCAUCCAUCAUCCGCCCUCCUCCCGCCGAGCGCCGCCGCCGCGGCCAAUCGGGCGGCAGGUGGGGCGCACCUGCGGGACCGCCCGCCGCUCCCCGCCGCUCCCCGCCGCUCCCAGCCGCUCCCCUCCGCGCGCUGCGCCGGCUGGCGGUGCCCUUGCAGCCCCUGCGUUCUCCAAGGCCAGAACCCGGCAGCUAUAUGGGCUGACUCUAGUCUCCAGGGAAAAUGCCUUCAGGAGAUGAAGUGCCGCUGGAAAUUAAAGCGAACCCUCAACCAACUUGUUAAGGAACGCCCAACCUGCCGCAGAUUGGGAACAUUCGAGAUUGUAGACAUGCCUCUGCAUUUUUCCCUUUCUUUUCAUGACGCCUUAAAGCAUGAACCUUCCAUCAUUGCCCUUUGGAGAGACAAACUUUCAAUUCCACAUUUCAAAAAGAGACAGAGAACUUGGAGGGAGUUCAGACAAGAGGGACCCAAUGCAGGACCAUUUGUCUUCAAAGGGAAAAGUAAUAUUUGGGGAAUGGAUUUAAAUUAGGAACAUUUUCAGGUAUACCGGAAAACAGCCAAAGAACCAUGGAAGUUUAAAAAAAAAGUUUUAAGGAACACCAUGAGAAGUUACAAAGUCACGGUUCUGAUAAGCAAGAGGAGCCCUAUGCAAAUGAGGCAUUACAUCAAUAAAGAGCUGUGAUUGAAACUGAUUGAUGAUGAUUAUGGUGAUGAUCAUUAUGAUUACUUCCUUAAGUAUUUUAACAACAUCACAUUCGCUAGCCUCUAGUACUUGCUUUGACAAACCCUGACGUUGGAUUAACUCAACCAUCUACCUUCUACAUAUCUGUGCCAGUAGCUUCACUUGGCUAAUAUGGUCUGACCCUGGCUAACCUUGGUUCCACUUUAAAAUAAAAUCCCCAGCUUCACUUCCUCUCUGACCACUGCCCUGUAGCUCUAUCCUGCCUUCCCACAAUGUUGAAUCUGCAGGACAAUAAAAAAAAAUCCCACACCUCCCCUCUCUCC
Lutra lutra (Eurasian river otter) is the source of this 1387-nucleotide messenger RNA. Its product is annotated as lysine-rich arabinogalactan protein 19-like. The record is from RefSeq and is a predicted model, not a curated record. Lineage: Eukaryota; Metazoa; Chordata; Mammalia; Carnivora; Mustelidae. The coding region runs from base 143 to 586 and encodes 147 amino acids. The transcript is spliced from 2 exons.